AUGGGAGCGAAGCAUUCAUCGUCAAAAUGCACGUCAACAACAAUUGAUUAUAUUCGAACAAAAGAUGUUAAUAAAUUAACACGUCAACUUAGUAAACGAAAUGCAUCAUUUCGAAACAAGAAGAAACUAAUAAAAACUCAAGAACAUAAUACUCAAUUAUUACAACUUGAUGUUGUUGAUGAUGAACAGCACCGCUCCGCACUGCAUUUUGCGGCUAUUGAAGGUGAUGCCACGAUUAUUGUAGCUCUUUAUGAAUAUAUGCAUACAGUCGACGUUACUGAUGCAUUAGGCCGAACACCAUUACAUUAUGCAGCAAUUGCUGGUAAUGAAGAAACAUUGAUCAGUUUACUUCUUUGCAAUCCUGAUAUGAAUCGAUUAAGCAAAGACGGAACAACUCCAUUGCAUGAAGCAAUUAUUCAUAAUCAUCCCGAUAUUCUUACUCUAUUGAUUCAACAUAAUGCUGAUGUUCAUAUUUUAUUUCAAAAUUAUCUUCCGCCGUUAAUUCUUGCCGUUUAUCUGCAACAUAGAAAUAUUGUUGAACUUCUUAUUCGUCUUGGUAUUGAUCCUAAUCUUACUGAUACAAAUACGGGCCGAUCAGCUCUACACUAUGCAGCGUAUUUUCAUGAUAAUACAGCCAUAUUUCAUUUACUCCUUUCAUCAACUAUCCAUCAUGUAAUUGAUAUUAAUAUUCAAGACAACAAUGGAUUUUCUGUACUUGAUUAUGCUCGAGCAAAUAUUCAUAGAAGUACAGCUAUUAUUAAUUUACUUUUACAAUUAAAUGUAUUUGACCCUUAUCGUGGAGAAAAAUCUGGUGAACAUAUUGAAAUUGAUAUGCCAACUAUUAAAUUAUUUCAAUCAUCAAACGAACUUUCAUUAUUAAAGAAAAAAGACAACGAUGCUAAGACAUUACCGGGAACACAAUCUAAGAAAAUAUUUCACUUCGGAAAAAAAUCUAAAUAA
Molecule: messenger RNA, 960 nt
Organism: Rotaria socialis
Lineage: Eukaryota; Metazoa; Rotifera; Eurotatoria; Philodinida; Philodinidae
Source: the annotation of a GenBank genome assembly